Messenger RNA from Moneuplotes crassus, 948 nucleotides. The record is from the annotation of a GenBank genome assembly. Lineage: Eukaryota; Ciliophora; Spirotrichea; Euplotida; Euplotidae.
AAUGAAAGUCAUCCCUUCAACUAGUGGAAAAAUGGAGCAAAGGCAUAGAGAUUACCUUGAUAAGAUAGACGAACUGACGAGUAAUAAUUACUUCACACGUGGUGUAAUAAUGGAGCAACUCCCUCCUCCAGAAAGUAAAUCAAAUUUGAUCAUUAUUCCAAGCAAUGCAAAGGGAGCAGGAUUUUUAAGAGACUGUUAUGACGAGUUCUUCUUAGCUGGCCUUAUCCAUAAACAAGAAUUUGAUCAAAUUAUAAACACUGUUAAUAAGAUUAUGGGUAAUCUAUUUUCAAAAUAAGAGAAGGGCAGAUAAAGAGACAACCCCUUGGUAUCAGAUUAAUAUGAUCAUACUGAGUGCAAUCAUAAUGCUGGCGUUCUUAAUUAUGGCUUUCUAUAUUCCAAAAUAUGGGAUGGCAUAUACCAUUGUCACCUUCUCUUUAUGCCUAAUCAGCAUGCUACUCAUCAUAACAGUGACCAUAAUUAAUGUUAUCGGAGUUGAACCCCAGAUAGUCGCUUUUGAGGAUAUGGUCCAGGAGGAAGUCCCUGAAUAUCUUGAAGCUUUGAAUAUCUCAAAAUUUGCCAACAAAGGAAUGGAAUGGUAUCUCAUGCCAGGGCAUUAUUGGCUUGAAUUGAGAAUAAACCCAUUAGCCACUCCUCAGGAUGUUCCUAACUUCCAAUCUGAAGGAACUGAUCGAGCAGACAACCUGCAGACAGAGGAACGAUUAAGGACAGCUCUUAAUGAAGAAACGAAGGAAAGAAUGAUUACAGAUAAGAGUAGAGACCAAGAUCGAUAUGGAGAUCUCACAAAAAUCUUGGAGGACAUCAGCAUCGAACCAAAACUCGAAAAAAAGACCGACAGCAAGAACUAUAGUAAAAAUGACAGCAAAAUGUUCUCUCACAAUUACGACCAUGAUGAAUAAUACCCAAAUUAACUAUAAUUCAACCACCACC